Glycine soja is the source of this 2925-nucleotide messenger RNA. RefSeq names its product nucleobase-ascorbate transporter 11-like. Gene Ontology annotation, biological process: transmembrane transport. NCBI's taxonomy places the organism in Eukaryota, Viridiplantae, Streptophyta, Magnoliopsida, Fabales, Fabaceae. The transcript has 10 exons. The coding region runs from base 401 to 2587 and encodes 728 amino acids. The record is from RefSeq and is a predicted model, not a curated record. Gene Ontology annotation, cellular component: plasma membrane. Gene Ontology annotation, molecular function: transmembrane transporter activity.
GAGCUUGCAAUUUGGUCACAGCAGAAGAAGAUUACUUAAACCAUAAGCAAAGAGCCAAACAUUGUAAUAAAUCUCAUCAUCAUUCCCACCGAAUAAAAAAUGACGCACAUUCAAUUUGUCUGAUUCAAGGGCCCAAGAGAGAGAGAGAGAGAGAGAGAAUGGAAACAAGCUUCCUCACUCAUUCAGCUGCUACACUACACUCCACUUAACACCUCCUUUAUCAACGGUCAUUCCAUAGGGACGUUUCGGUAAAUUCCUCUCCCUCCUUCGUUCCACGGUCGCUUUCAACUGUUUCACACUGAACUCUCUUGUUCGUUUUCACACCAUUUUGCUUCCACUGUGCCUCCAAAAGUCUCAUCUUUCUUUUUUAUACCGAACUGGGUAGAGUUCAUCAGUGACAAUGGAAACUGGGUCGAACUCAGAAUCAUUGAACAGAAACGUGGCGAUGAGUGUGAGGGGUAGCACUGGGAAGAAGAAACAGCAGGGAGGUGUUACUCUAGCAGGCAAAAAAGUGGACCCUUUUGUGCCGAGAAGCGAGCACAACCCGAGAGAGUUACGGUCGUGGGCGAAAAGAACAGGUUUUGUGUCAGAUUACUCUGGGGAAGCAGGGUCAAGUGGAAGUGCAAAGUUUGAAGCUUUAGAGAGGAGAGGAGGAGGGUCAUCUCCGAAGAUAGAGAUAGAUCCGGUGGUGGGGAGAACGAGGCAAAACGAGAUCGAACAAGAGACUCAUGGAGGAGCAAUGAGGGGUGAGAAUGGUGCUGUUUUGGAUGGGAGAGGGAGGAAAGAGAAGGAGAAUGAGGGUUGUGAGAGGAAAGUUGGUUUCAAUGGGAAUGGGAAUGGGCAUGGAGUUUCUGCAGUGGCUCCUGUGAAUGAGGAAAAGGAGGGGGAGGAGGGAAAUGGGGAUGUUAAGGUCAGUGUGCUUCAUGAAGGGGAGGAGGUUGCUGAUGGAGGGUGGCAGGGACCGUUGGGAUUGAAGUGCGGGCUCAAAGAGAAUCCCGGGAUUGUACCUCUUAUCUAUUAUGGCCUGCAGCACUAUCUAUCGUUGGUUGGUUCUCUUGUAUUGAUUCCAUUAGUCAUGGUACCUGUCAUGGGUGGAACAGAUAAGGAUACUGCUACCGUAAUUUCUACAAUACUGUUUCUUUCUGGCAUCACAACUAUACUGCACUCCUACUUUGGUACCCGACUGCCUUUAGUUCAAGGGAGCUCAUUUGUGUAUUUAGCACCAGCAUUAGUUAUCAUAAAUGCUCAAGAAUAUCGGAAUCUUACUGAACAUAAAUUUAGACACAUAAUGAGGGAACUCCAAGGAGCUAUAAUUGUUGGUUCAGUAUUCCAAUGUAUCCUGGGAUUUAGUGGUUUAAUGUCUAUUCUACUCAGGUUAAUCAACCCAAUUGUGGUUGCCCCAACUGUUGCUGCUGUAGGUUUAGCAUUCUUCAGUUAUGGUUUUCCACAAGCAGGCUCAUGCCCCGAAAUUACCAUUCCACAGAUAGCGCUGGUUCUAAUAUUCACUCUGUAUCUUCGAGGAAUAUCUAUCUUUGGGCGCCACUUAUUUCGAAUUUAUGCUGUUCCCUUGAGUUUGACAAUAAUUUGGAUAUAUGCAUCCUUUUUAACAGCUGGGGGAGCAUAUAAUUACAAAGGAUGCAAUCCAGAUAUACCAAGUUCAAACAUUCUGUUGGAUGCAUGUAGAAAACAUGCGUAUACCAUGAAGCAUUGCAGGACUGAUGUUUCCAAUGCAUUGUCUACUGCUGCAUGGGUCAGAAUUCCUUACCCUUUACAAUGGGGUAUCCCUAUUUUCCAUUUUAGGACUUCCAUAAUCAUGGUCAUAGUGUCACUGGUUGCCUCUGUGGAUUCAGUUGGAACUUAUCGUGCUACAUCUCUGCAAGUUAACUCGAGGCCUCCAACUCCCGGAGUUGUGAGCCGAGGAAUUGCACUUGAGGGUUUCUGUAGUAUAUUGGCUGGUCUUUGGGGUUCUGGUACCGGCGCAACAACCUUGACAGAAAACACGCACACAAUUGACAUCACAAAGGUGGCAAGUCGGAAGGUAGUGGUAGUUGGAGCAGCUUUCGUGAUCCUGUUCUCAUUUAUAGGGAAAGUGGGUGCCCUUCUUGCUUCCAUUCCACAGGCCUUGGCUGCUUCUGUACUGUGUUUCAUGUGGGCUCUUACUGCAGCAUUGGGCCUCUCAAAUUUACAGUAUAGUAAAUCAGCCAGCUUUAGGAACAUAACAAUAGUUGGCGUUUCGCUGUUCCUUGGCAUGUCCAUCCCUGCUUAUUUUCAACAAUACCAGGCCGAGUCAAGUCUGAUACUGCCCAGUUAUCUGGUUCCUUAUGCAGCAGCAUCAAGUGGGCCAUUCCGUUCAGGCAUUAAACAACUUGAUUUUGCAAUCAAUGCUCUUAUGUCCUUGAACAUGGUGGUUACACUGUUGGUGGCAUUCCUACUGGACAACACCGUCCCUGGCAGUCAAGAAGAACGAGGGGUGUAUUUAUGGUCGCAAGCUGAAGACAUUGUCACUGAUCCCUCACUGCAAUCCGAAUAUUCGCUGCCAAAGAAAGUUGUGCGGUGUUGUUGUUGCUUCAAAUGCUUGGGAGUCUAAUGCUUGGUUCACUCUCAAAUUUUAAUCCUGGUAACAUUCCUUCAAGAAAAAGGCCACUCCUGGGAUAUGUCUAUUAUUCCUUUAUUCUCUUCCGUGGGACUAGAAGAUGUUGCUGUUCAUGAGGACGAAGGUAAAUUAUACAAGGAUGUGUAAUAUAACUAUAGUGACAUUAGAUUGAUGAUAGACUUAGACUGAUUACUUAUAGCUAUAGAAUAUUUAUUAUGCUUGGAAAAUUUCAUAGUUGAUAGUUGUUUCACACGUCAAGUGUCUGCUGAAAAAAAAAUGUACUCUCGUAUUUAUGUUUUUUUAUCAAUAAAUAUUCCAUUUUUUCAGUUUCA